AUGCAUGCUAGAAAGCAAAGUGAUGGAUAUGUUGAAUUGUGCUCAAGACAGAGAGCCUGCUCUAUUCAAGGUCACAUGAGCAUGUCUACUAUAAACUCAGAUACCUUCUGCUCUGUGUGUCGAAGCUCAAGCAAUGAUAAAAUCAACUGUUUGUUGGAAUGCUGUCGAUGCCUAGUUAGAGCGUGUGUCCUCUGUGGUUAUGGAGGUGGAGCCAUGACUCGAGCGACGAUGAGUCACAUGAUUGUCAAGAGCCUCCUAAAAGUGUGGAAUGGUGAGAAAUAUGGCAUGCCUAAGCAUACAACUUCAUGUGAAUUUUUUGAAAAGGAAAUAGAUGCAUUCCCAUCCUCAAAAGCAGGUUCAAAAGUUGAUCAAGAAAGUGUUUUUCUGGAGUCCAAAGUUGUUGAUACAUCGACAGAUCUGGUGAAAGUUCAAAUAUCUAAAAAUCACGUGCAACACACCCUUACCACUGUUUCUAAUUUCAAGGUUCAUAACAGCAUUACAGCAGGAGUUCUUGAUGCAACUGUUAAACAAUGGAUUCACGUGGUUUGUGGUCUUUGGACUCCUGGAACAAGGUGCCUAAAUGUUGACACAAUGAGUGCUUUUGAUGUAUCUGGUGUUUUGCGUCCCAGAGCAGAUGUGGUUGCUAUAUGGAUGGCUGAUUGCUCUGUCAAGUUUCAUCCUUGGUGUGCUCAUCAAAAGGGCUCUGUUAAUCCCAUCAAAACAUGUUUGGAGCUUGAAUCAGAAUUGCUAAACCUGUUACAAAGUGAGACUGAAGGUAUUGAUGACGAGAAGAUUGGAUUUUAUGGAAGAUGCAUGCUUCAUACUAUUGAACCUAGAUAUCUGUCUAUAUAUGAUCCUAUUGAUGAAAUGGGAAGUCAAGAAGAAAAGGAAUUCACCUGUGCCAGAGCAGGGGUAUUUUCUUCGUUCAUUGCAAUUUUGGGACUUCAUCUCCUCUCGUGGGGUUAUAAGGGCCGCAGAUGGGAUGGUUUUCAGAAUAGUCACUGCCAAGCUGGAUCCCUUGUGCCUGAGGAGCAGCUAAAUGCUUGGAUUCACAUCAAUGGGCAGAAAUUAUGUUCUCAGGGACUCACAAAAUUCCCAGAUUUAGAUAUGGAGCAUGACUGUCGAAAGGAAUAUGCUCGGUACAAACAAGCAAAGGGAUGGAGACGCCUUGUUGUUUACAAGUCCCGUAUACAUGGUCUUGGUCUUUACACUUCUCGAUUCAUUUCCCGGGGUGAAAUGGUGGUUGAAUAUAUUGGUGAAAUUGUGGGACUGCGUGUGGCUGAUAAAAGAGAGAAGGAUUAUCAAUCUGGAAAGAAACUUCAGUACAAGAGUGCUUGCUACUUCUUCAGGAUAGACAGAGAGCAUAUUAUUGAUGCUACAAGGAAAGGGGGGAUUUCUCGGUUUGUUAACCACUCAUGCCUGGCGCUAUAUGAACUGAUGACUUGCCAUUAUGGGCUACUUGGCAGUGUUCAUGGGGCCUGGAAAAUACAAGUCACUGCAAUGUAA
Sphenostylis stenocarpa is the source of this 1506-nucleotide messenger RNA. The record is from the annotation of a GenBank genome assembly. Lineage: Eukaryota; Viridiplantae; Streptophyta; Magnoliopsida; Fabales; Fabaceae.